AUGGCGAUGGCGAUGGCGAUGGCGAUGGCGAUGGCGAUGGCGAUGGCGAUGGCGAACGGCGUGGAAUCAGUUGGAAAGAUGGAGUCAGUACAGAGAAAUCUGCAGCAUCAGUACUUUGCCUUGUCGCAAGGGUCAGCGUCGAGAAGCAUCAAAGUAACCUUGCCUGCCUUCGUUCCACCCUUGAGAUCCCAAAGAAGAGUGUUCGAAUAUUCUGCCUCUUGUCCCAUCCUCGGCAGGAGUCGAGCAUGCCCUUCUUACGCGGCUAUGAUCCACCUCCGCUGCUGGAAUCAGCGCAGGAAAACUCGACGACCUUGUGCGUUAUUGCCGGCUCGGAUGCAAAAAGAGUCUUUUGACGACGACGAUCCCUUGAAAGAUCUCCCAGAGUUCGAAGAGCUUGAACGAUUGCAGUAUCCCAUACCAGAAGGAGAGCUGGUAAAUAUAUCAGGAGAUAUCUUUCAACGACAAAAAAACGGCUUUCGGAAUCUGAAUGUCUCGGAGGAAGAGAUACAGUCUAACAAAGAGCAGGAAGAAAGGAUGAUGAAGAGGAAACAACAAGAAGUCGAUAUAGAGCAAUCACUUAUUGAGACGGAGUCAAGAAUGGGAUUUCCCGAACAGGACCCUGAAUCUCCCAUGGAUCUUGAAUUUAUACGCGAGGAAUAUUUAGAAAAAAUGCAAGAGAAUCUGAUUACUCGUCCAGACGAGGUUGUUGCACUUGCUUCUUGUGUGAACCAGUUUACGCCAAACCUGUUUUGA
Messenger RNA from Guillardia theta CCMP2712, 753 nucleotides. RefSeq lists its product as hypothetical. The transcript has a single exon. NCBI's taxonomy places the organism in Eukaryota, Cryptophyceae, Pyrenomonadales, Geminigeraceae. Bases 1 to 753 code for a protein of 250 amino acids. The record is from RefSeq and is a predicted model, not a curated record.